AUGGAGAUAAAGAAUCACACUUUGGCCACAGAGUUCAUUCUGCUGGGCAUCCCCCACACAGAGGGGCAGGAAACUGUGCUCUUUGCUGUGUUCUUGAUCUUCUACCUCUGCACUCUGCUGGGAAAUCUGCUCAUCCUCCUAGCUGCGAUGUCUGAUUCCCACCUCCACAUGCCUAUGUAUUUCUUUCUUUGUAAUCUGUCCGUGCUGGACAUUGGUUUCUCUUCUGUGAGCACUCCAAAGAUGCUGGCCACCUUGCUGGUGAGAAGCCAAGUCAUCUCUCUGGGUGGUUGCAUGUGCCAGGUCUUUUUCUACCACUUCCUGGGCAGCACUGAGUGCCUGCUCUACACAGUAAUGGCCUACGACCGGUUUGCUGCCAUCUGCUACCCACUGCGCUACACCAUCAUCAUGAACCGCCUGGUGUGUGCCCUGUUGGCUGUGGGUACCUGGUUCACUAGCUCCUUUCAUGCUAUAAUUCUCACCACAUUGACCUUCCAACUGCCAUAUUGUGGCUCUAAUGAGGUGGACUAUUUCUUUUGUGACAUUUUCCCUGUAGUCAAAUUGGCAUGUGGUAACACUAUCAUUGAGACGGUGAGCUUCACCAACAUUGGCCUCGUGCCCAUGAACUGCUUCCUCCUCAUCCUUGCCUCAUACAUCCCCAUAGUCGUCCUGAAGAUGCGCUCUGCCAAGGGGAGGCGCAAAGUGGCAUCUACCUGCGUCUCCCACCUCUCAGUGGUCACACUGUUCUUUGGGCCCUGUGCCCUCAUCUAUACCCAGCCACCUUUGAGUGAAGUGCUAGUAACCCCAGCGCAGAUCUUUGGCAAUGUAGUCACCCCCAUGCUGAACCCCACAAUCUACACCCUGAGAAACAAAGAUGUAAAGGGAGCCCUGAAGAAACUAGCUGGGGCCAAGAUUGUUUCAGAAGGAGGUCACUAG
Propithecus coquereli (Coquerel's sifaka) is the source of this 933-nucleotide messenger RNA. RefSeq names its product putative olfactory receptor 10D3. The record is from RefSeq and is a predicted model, not a curated record. Lineage: Eukaryota; Metazoa; Chordata; Mammalia; Primates; Indriidae. Gene Ontology annotation, cellular component: membrane. Gene Ontology annotation, biological process: G protein-coupled receptor signaling pathway. Gene Ontology annotation, molecular function: olfactory receptor activity; G protein-coupled receptor activity.